Molecule: messenger RNA, 2460 nt
Organism: Notothenia coriiceps (black rockcod)
Lineage: Eukaryota; Metazoa; Chordata; Actinopteri; Perciformes; Nototheniidae
Product: TSC22 domain family protein 3-like
Exons: 3
Coding region: 96-587 (163 amino acids)
Biological process (GO): regulation of transcription by RNA polymerase II
Source: RefSeq, a predicted model, not a curated record
GUGGUCACAGUCACCCACUAAGCCCCCUCGAGUGCACUCCGGUAGCCCUUUCCUCUCUCGCUGCUCUCGAUGUAGCUUCAGCCGCAGGCAGCACCAUGCCGUGCACUUUUUCCUACAAACCCCCGUGCUGCCCCGAGGCCCCCGGCUGGCAUGCAACCUGCAGCCCGCUGCUCUCCUACCGGACCCACCGCAGGGCCUCGGGAACCAAUGUUGCUGCCAUUGACAAUAAAAUUGAACAGGCAAUGGACCUGGUGAAAAGCCAUCUGAUGUACGCAGUGCGGGAAGAGGUGGAGGUGUUGAAGGAGCAGAUCAAGGAGCUGUUUGAGAGGAACUCUGUGCUGGAGAAGGAGAACGCUGUGUUGAAAUCUCUGGCCAACAGCGAGCAGCUGUCUCAGCUGCCCGCACAGCCGGCCCCCAGCUCCAGCACCACCCCCCCCCACCAAGGACUCAGCCAGCCUCAGCAGCAAGCCCAGCCUCCGCUUCAAGUUCAGCCUCAGCAGCCCCAGCCGCAGCUCCACCCCAAACCCCAGCCGCUCCAGACUCCGCUCGACCCCAGCCAACCGCAGCCCAACGUCACCUCGGCUUGAAGUGCAUCCGAAAAGAAAAAAAUCUAUUGCAUCUAGUUUAUGUGAAAUUAAAAAAGAAGAUAAAAAAACAAAACAUUGUCUUCUUAGCCACCAGCUUGACCACAAAGUGGUGUGUGUGUGUGUGUGUGUGUGUGUACCUCAUUGAGUGUCUGUGCGUGUGUGUGUGUGUGUGUGUGUGUGUGUGUGUGUGUGUGUGUGUGUGUGUGUGUGUUUUGUGGGCCUUUUCCAGUGUUAAUGCAAUCAUCGAGAGACAGAGAAAGUGUGUGUGGGGGGGGGGUAGAAGAGGGUGUUUGGUUUCAUCUUGGCUGUGUUCCCGCGGAGCCUACUGGGGAGCUCGUGGACAGGAUGUCUUCUCCAGACUGGCCCGUGACCUCAGCAGGGGUGUCGGACAAAGAGGGGGGGCUUCACCUCACAUAAGGGACAAACGGGAGUGGUUGUCAAAAAGAGCGAUUAUUUUUUUAAAUGACAUAUGAGUGGGUAACGGGGGUAUUUUUAGCCUUGCUGUUUCAUGUUGUACAGUAAGAAAUGGGAAAGAGUUUCUUGGAGCGCACCACCGCUGCCACCACCUUUACAUCAACCUUUGCAUCUUUCAUGUCUUUAUUUAUUACAGGGCUGCUAUUCUCACGCCUAAACAAUAUCACGAACCUGUCCAACAGUAGCCCGGUGUCUCGUUUCCACUUUCUUCUUCAGUGUUUCAAUAGAUCGGCCAUACUUUCAAAAUAUUGAUGCUUUACGUUUGUUGAAAACGUAAGCGUAAAACAAAUCUGACAAAUGUUUAACACUAACUCAAAUCAGCAGAUUCAGUAUGUACGGAAGAGGAUUAGGGCCACAUUUGAUAUUGUUUUGCGAUCUGACAAAAGUUCUAAAAUAAUUUAGUUCUGGGAAGUCAGGAUUCUGAGAUUUUGUGGGGGAAUUCUCUGAAAAAAAAAUAGGAAUUCUGACUUUAAUUUCAUGAUUCUAAGAAAAAGUCAUAUUUCUGAGAAAUAUAUUUGGAAUUUUGAGGAAGUGAGAAUUGUGGAAAAAUAUAUGUUAUUCUGAGAAAAAAAAAGUAUAAUUCUCAAUGUAUUCUCAUAAAUCUGAUAAGUCAGAAUUCUGACUUUAAUUAUAGAAUUCUGAGGAAAAAUAGUAAUUGUUCUGAUUUUUAUUUCAAAUUCUGAAAAAAAGUCUUAAGUUUUUUUUCUUCUCAGAAUAAAAAUAAAUAAAUCACUUGGUCGAAUCUCAAACACAUUCACAGUGCCCAUAACCCUUUUCCGCAACUAUGAAUGUACAUUUUUGUCAAAUAUAAAGUAUUAAGAGCCUUGACGGGUGUCUCUUCACCCGUCAACAUCAAAUCGUAACGUGAGCCUGCAGAAAGGUAUUUGAAGAUAUCAUUCUGUUAUCUAAAAAGGAAUUAGUAUUGCCAUCACCCCCACCUUCAUGCUUUUUUUUUUUCCUCCCAAUGUUUAUCUUGAGGGGGGGGGGGAAGCUGUGAAAAUCAUUCAACCUACUUUGUAACCAAAGAUGCAAAGCUGUGUAAAGAAAUUGAUUAUUUUUAAAUGCACACAUGUAUUUCUUUUUUUAAUUACUUCCUCCUUCACACGAUAUUUUGUUGCUGUCAGCAUGUUCUGCAUGAUCUGUAAUCUUCAAACCACUUUCUUACCUCAUUUUUAUUCAGCACUCUUAUUGUAAGAUAGUCUGUGAACAGUGUAAAUGGGAGAAGGGGGGGGGAUGAUGCGGAGCAGAGAAAAAUAACCUAGUGUUACUGACACUAGUCACAGAAAAAUGAAGUGAGCCAUGUUUUGUUCAUUUAAAUGGUGUUUGAGAUUCACAUGCCAAUAGUUUUGUUACGUUGCAAAUUUUAAUGUAUUUAAAUAAAAGCAAUAUUCAGAUUCCA